UUUUUAAUGGGUUUUGAUAAGUGACUAGUGCAAGAAGUUGGUUGAUGCUUUGGAGAAUCCAAAUAGAUCUGUUCAUUAGGUUCUUGUUUCUUCAAACUUUACUGGGUAUAUUCUUGACUUCUUUAUUUUCAUUACCGCGUUAUUGGAAGAGUUUGUAGUUUAAAUGAAGCUUCCAUGUUGCUUCUUGUUUGCCAGUCAAUGUAGUUAUUAUCUAUUUAAAGGGGUUGUGAGCAAGGGUUUUAGGUUAUUCUUGUAUCAAAAUCAAUUGGGAAAUUUUGAACUUUUAUUUUUUGGAAUCAGCAAUGACACUGAAGAGGGCCUUUCAAGGUGAUGAUGAUGAUGAGUUUGGAGGUUUGAGUCCUGACACUAGCAGGAGAGUUACUUCUAAGAAAGCUUUUAUGGAUGUCAUGAAAGGGAUUUCAAUGGAUGAAAUGGUCAUCCGAAUGGAGCCAUUUCUUCGCAGAACGAAACUUAGUUGAUCAAGCUGAGACAUCUGAAAGAAGUCGCUUGCGAUUGGUUUUUGUUAACAAACUGCCCCUCUCAAUCUUUACUUGCAGCAAAAUAGAAGCUGAGGAUGGCGGACCUGUUAAGAUAAACUUGAUGGAUGCAUAUAGCAGGACGGUAGUGAAUUCUGGUCCCCUCUCUUCAAUGAAAAUCGAGAUCGUUGUCCUUGAUGGUGAUUUUUGUUCCGACGACCAAGAAGAUUGGUCAGAGAAUGAAUUCAGAUCCAAACUUAUGCGUGAAAGAGAAGGUAAACGACCACUGGUGACAGGGGAGCUAACUAUUACCCUAAAAGGAGGAGUUGGUAUUUUCAAUGAUGUAGUUUUCACUGACAAUUCUAGCUGGAUGAAAUGCCGGAAGUUCAGGUUAGGAGCUAGAGCAGUGCAAAGAAAUAAUGAUGAUAUGAGAAUAAGGGAAGCCAUAAGUGAAGCUUUUAUGGUGAAGGAUCAACGUGGCGAAUCAUACAAAAAACACCAUCCUCCAGCUUUGGACGAUGAAGUAUGGCGCUUGGAGAGAAUAGCCAAAGAUGGCCCCAUUUAUGAGCGAUUGGCUGAGAAGAAAGUUAAAACUGUGAGAGAUUUCCUGCAGUUGCAUACAAUCGAUCCCACGCUGCUACACAAAAUACUUGGUGCUCCACACAAGACCUGGGAGACAAUUGUAGAUCAUGCUGUAACUUGUGUUGUGGAUGACGAAAAGUUGUAUGCGUAUUAUACGAAUGCAGAUGGGGUUGUUCUCUUGUUCAACUCCAUCUAUAAGCUUGUAGCCGCCACAUUUGAUGGCAAAGUUUAUCAAUCUCUUGAUAAUCUAAACAGCUCUCAGAAGUACAUUGUUGAAAACUUAAAGAUUCGUGCUUAUAAGCAUGUGACGGACUUUGUCGCAGUUGAUGCACGCACCAUUUUAGGCCCUCAGAGGUCCUUAAUGGAUCCGCAAGUGGAACAACUCAACAGUCCAACUUCAAUACUGCAGCAUCAUGAGUUCCCAGUUGCACAAGAAAUGCAGCUGGAUUUCGACCAUGCUUCUACUUCAACUUCUAAUACUUACGAGCCAGUAGACUGCAAUCAGUUCCAAUUUUCCCUCCUACAAGACAGCCUUCAUCCUGCCGACAUGUUUAAUCCUAUGCUAAGAAACAGCUUCCCAAUGGCUGAAUUUGUUCCCAAUGAGGAAAUCAGUUGGCCAAACUAUAACUUAGGCUCUGAGUCCAUUUCUCAGGCUCCAAUGUCAACUUGGUCUCCAGUUAAUCCUGGAUGGGGGUCAGGCAAUGGAUUUCUCUUCACCCCAAGCAACGAAUCCGAAUUUGGCAUGGCUUCCUCUUUUCCAAACCUCGGUGUACAUAUGUCAAGGACUGGCAACCCCAAAGCAGCCUGGUGCAAGAUCAGAGCUGCUGUGAUAUGGGGAUCAGUCAGGCGCAAUGUGGCAGCCAGAAGAAUGGCAAGGCCUUUCUAUGUAAAUCAACUGCUAAGCUCUGGCAUUAAUUAAGCAUCCUAGAAGUUACAAGGUAAAGCUUCUGGUAGAUGUAUUAUAGUUUAGUUUGCUAAGCCGUCUGUUUUCUAGCAGCAGUCUUUUUAUCCCUGCUUGUAAACAUUGCAGCAAGGGAGGUCAUAGCAUGUGAUAUAUUUCUAAGCUUAGUCUUUCUUGCCAAUAGAGGUGAAUUCGAGCAGAGUUAUCUCAGUUCAAAUUCAUCGUUUAACUCAACAGAUUUAAAUUCUAAUUCAACUCAACACAAAUCCAUCUCAUGGAUAAUCUUUUUUCUUUUUUUUUGGUCUCCGUCUUGUAACUAAAGAAGCAAUGGGUUCUAUGUACAUAAUCUUGAAAAUGAUCUAAAUGUUGAUUAGUUUUAAAUGUCAUGCAUUCUUUUUAUUUGUUCAUGAAUGUAUUUUUGAGAGAUUAUUCUUGUAAACUAUUAUCUGCUCAAGAAGAAAGGUUAAAAAUGCUCUCUUUUAUUA
Messenger RNA from Mangifera indica (mango), 2444 nucleotides. Its product is annotated as calmodulin-binding protein 60 G-like. The transcript has 7 exons. Gene Ontology annotation, molecular function: DNA-binding transcription factor activity; sequence-specific DNA binding; calmodulin binding. Gene Ontology annotation, cellular component: nucleus. The record is from RefSeq and is a predicted model, not a curated record. Lineage: Eukaryota; Viridiplantae; Streptophyta; Magnoliopsida; Sapindales; Anacardiaceae. The coding region runs from base 427 to 1977 and encodes 516 amino acids. Gene Ontology annotation, biological process: regulation of salicylic acid biosynthetic process.